AUGACGACAGAAAAUCAGCACAUGGAUAAAUCAAAAUUAUCGUCGACAAAUGUCGACUCACCGGGUCAAAUGCGUGGUUGGUUUAAAUUAAUGGAAACAAUUCGUAAAACAGAAUCCCCGCCAACAUCAUCUAAUGACUUGAAUAAAUCAUCAAUGAACAGUAGUAUAACAACUCCAACAAAUACAAAUGGUCAUCUAUCAGAAUCUCCCGGAACCAUUUAUCUUGAUCAUCUUGCCUCGAAAUCUCCAAAUUUAACAUCUCCACCUUCAAUUAUUAGUUUGACAUCAACACCUUUGCAUUCAUCAGAGGAUAUACCUGUGGUUCAUAUUCCACCAAUAACAAAAGCAAAAGAGCCCAGGCGUUCUUCAAUUCGUCGAAAAAAAAUUACCAUUCGUAAAUCGGCAAGAUCAAAAGAAUUCUCAGGAAACAAUACUACGUCAAAUGAUGAUAAUAUAAAAAUUGAUACUCAUCAACGAAAACGACAAUCCAACGAUUUGAUUCUCCCGUUAGCAACUGAUCUUGAAUCGUUACCAGGACAUAAUCACGAUGAAUCACGUGAUCGACGUUUUGUUAAUUAUACCGAUAUGAAUACAUUAUCAGUUCAUUUUAAUGCAUGUUUAUCUAUUGAUAAAAAAUCGUUCUCAUCAUCAUUUUUAACUAGACAACAUAUAUUUAAAACACGUCAUAAUGUCUUAAAUAAGAUUUUUAAAUUAUAUUAUUUAAAAACCUAUGAAAAUUAUUUCAAACAUGAACCAAAAAUAUUUGGCAAAAAUAAAGAUACAAAAUCGGACUCAUUGCUAUCUACUUCAGCGUCAUUUAAAACUGAUUGGUCAGUUUAUCGUCGAAAUUCAUCAUCAUAUAAACGUGACCCAAAAAAUUUUUUCCAUAUUUUACAAUUAAAUCCAAAAAAAGAUUUACUUCUAUCAACAGAUAAUCAAUCAGCAACAAAUUUAACAAUCGAAGAACAACAAAAAAUGCAUUAUGAACAAGUUAAAGAUAUCCUAGUACGUACAUACUAUCCACAUCUUCAUACAACUGUUCAAAAUGGAUAUUAUUUUGGUUCGAAAUCUAAACUGCUAGUUCAAAAUCAGGAUUUACCAAUUUUUAUAAAGUCUGAAUCACCCAUAAGUACGGAUGAGACAACGACGACAACAACAAUUACACUCAAAUCGCCAAUAUCAACUGGUAAACAAGAGUUUAGAACACGUGGCCGUAGACCAAAGCAUAGAAAAUUGAAAGAUAAGUCUGCACCAAUAAUAUCUAUGGAACGUCGUGUAAGUGAAGAAAUUCCACCUGUGGUUAUCAACGAACCAACACCUGUGCUAAAAUCAACAGAAGUACCGUCAUCUGCAUCUUCAUCAUCAAUAGAAUACGAAACAACUAAUUAUCGUAAACGAAAAAUCUCAUUAACAAUUAAUACAAAUAUAGACGAAAGAAAAAAGAAGAAAAUCUUACCACCACCGCCCUCACCAGAAUUUAUCAAUGAAUAUGAAGAAACUGUGGUUUCCGAUAAUAGUGACGAAGAUCUAUUACCCGAAGAAUUACCAAAACAAAACUUUAUUAAAAAUGGUCUUCGUUCAAAUUAUUAUAAGACUACAACUGAUAUUAACGUCAAAUCCAUGAGUAAUAAAAAUCGAGCUGUUCGUCGACGACAACAGCUAUCUGGUGCUUUACCACCAUUCUACAAAGGAAUAUUUGAAUCCGAUGAUGAUAAAUUAGGUUAUAUUGAUUAUCAACUUCCAUUUGAUAUUUAUUGGUUUAGUCAACAACUGCAACCAAAGACAAUCGAUAUACCGUUAAAACCAAUGAAACAAUCGAAAAAGAAGAAAUUAAAUCCGCCAAAACAAAAACUACCACAGCCAUCGCCCAGUAAAAAAGUCAUAUCCAAACUAUCUACAGAUUCACCUGUUGAAUCAAAACCUUUACCUUCGAACAAUACUGAUCAGAAACAGCAGAAAAUUAUCCGCAUCAACAAAGAUUUAAUAAAAAUCGAAGCAUUAACAGAAGAUGAAAAACAAAUUAUUUCAAAGUCUCGUAUUUUUCUAAAACGCAAUAUUCGACGUUUAAAAGAAAAACAAGAAUUAAAAGAUAAAAAUAAUAGUCAACAUAGGCAACACAUAGAAGAACAGCCAUUACCUAUUUUCUUCGCACAAAAUUAUCAUCAUCCAAAUCUCAUAAAAGAAACAAACAGCUCAACAAAAAAUUCAAGCUUAUCUCAUAAAGAUCUUUUAAAUUUAUUUUACAAUCAUAUUCGUCGUUCACAUUCGUAUAAGAGUGGUCAAUGUUCAAUAGAGCUCGUUGAUGAAACAUGUUAUUAUGCUCAAUUAGCACAAUUAAAUUUAAUAUUAAAUGAAAUUUUUGAUUUAUUAUUAAAUUAUAAAUGUCUUUAUACUGAUAUUUAUCCAUCGAAUGCAUUGAAAAAAUGUCCAUUAAAACGUUCAUAUCCUAUGUACUAUGAAAUAAUAUUAAAACCUAUGGAUUUAACAAUGAUACGUAAUAAGUUAGAUAAUGGAGAAUAUUUCUCAUAUGAUUUCUUCGAACAAGAUUUAUUAUUAUUAUUUAAAAAUGCUAUUACUUAUUGUGGUGCAGAUUCAGACGUUGGACGAGCUGUCAAAGAAUUAGAAACAUAUUUAAUGGAUAUACUGAAGCCUAUUUAUCAAUCAACGAUUGAUUUAUUUAACAAUAUGACUGAUACAGAUAAGAAUGAACGAAAUUCGGCUAGUCUUCAAUAUUUUAUAGAGCGUCUACAUGAAAAAGAAACUAUGAAUGGACAAAUAAGAGAAAUUCUUUAUGAUAUUAUCUAUAAUGUAGGUCCUAGUACGCCAGUUGUUUAUAAAACAGUUCAAGCAAAUACAACAAAUACAAAUCGAACAACAAAAACUAUCCUAACGAAUGAUUCUAUUGUUCAUUGUCGAUGUGGUUCGGUUUAUGAUGAAGUUUCACUUGUGCAAUGUUAUGCUUGUCAGUUAUGGCAACAUGUUUCAUGUGUAGUAAUAACAGAUACAUCUCAGCCUUACUAUUGUUUUGAAUGUCAUCCAAUGUGCGAACAAAAUCCUUCGUUUUGUUUAAAAACAAAUGUUCGUAUUCCUUUACGUCAACCAUUCAUACAAAUCUCUCACGAUAAUUAUCCGUCGUAUUCAACCAUAACACGUUCGGAUGGUUUUAUUAUUCGUAUAAAUGAAUGUUAUUUUAUAGAAAAACAAGAAGAAAGUUCAUCAUUAUCUCAAUAUAAUAUAUUUUUUAUUGAACGUCUUUGGAUUGAUGAUAAUAAUAUUGAACUAGCAUCAGGCUUCUAUUAUCUCCGUUCAUAUGAAACUUUUCAUGAAGCUAAUCGAAAAUUUUUUUGUAAUGAAUUAUUUCGUUUUCCAUCAGUAAAUGAUUCAAUUGAAAUCAAUUCCAUAAUUCGACCGUGCUACGUAUUAGAUGCAGGCACUUAUUGUAAAGGUAAACCCAUGUGUGAAUAUAGCAGUCGAAUAUUAGCAACGGACUUAUUUAUAUGUGAAUAUCGUGUUGAUAAAUUAGCAAGAAUAUUUACACGUUUACCAAAACCUAAACAUGCACCAUGCAAUAUGAAAUCUUAUUGUUUUGAUAAUUACAUUGAAAAGUUGUCAAUUAAACGAGAUUAUCAGCCUCAUCAAAAAGAAUCUCAUAAUCAUCAUCAGCCAACUCCUCAUCGACGUUCAACAACUCAUUCAGUAAAAUUAACAACUAAACAAUUCGAAGAAAAAUCCUCUCGCAUUGAUGGUAUUAUCGAAAAGAUCUAUUGCCGUUUUCAUCAUCCAAAUUUAAUUCCUAAUGAAGCAAAAUUUUCACCAAAUCAAUUCCUUCAACAGCCAAUCAUUGAUCCAAAUAGUAAUCGUAUUAGUAAACGUUUACGAAAUAAACAUCCAUCAUCCUCAUCGAGAAUCAUCAAUAAAAAACGUCGAACAAGAUCUAUUUCAUCAAAUGAAUAUUUACCUGAAUGUACAUUGGAUAAUACUCAAUGGAUCAUAUCAUCAUUAAUUGAUGAAUUAAUUGAAUCUAUAGUCAUCUGA
This is a messenger RNA of Rotaria socialis, 4035 nucleotides long. NCBI's taxonomy places the organism in Eukaryota, Metazoa, Rotifera, Eurotatoria, Philodinida, Philodinidae. The record is from the annotation of a GenBank genome assembly.